UCCCAGCAUAUGCCGUCGAACAUCACAUGUCAGUGUAGCUUGAACUAGCUUAUCACUUGCAGUCGGUAGAAAAUGAAUUUUGAAACACGAGAUAGCGUUCUUUCCUUGACGCAAAAUGUUUGCCAUGUAUUAGAUCACUGCACAUUUUGACGGAAUUUGUGAAGAAUUCGUCAAGGACCGCCGCAUUAGCCUAGCUAACCAGCCAAGGUGUGUUAAGCUAGCUGUCAAAUGGCAAAAGAUGUCUCCUGUUGCCUCCCUGCUGGUCCUGCUGGCUGUGUCUCAGCUGACGCAGGGCCAGACUCAGACCCAGGCCCAGACCAAGAUCUCUCUGCUGGAUAUCACCACCAGCAUUGGGAGCGUCCUCCCCAGCAUCAGCCGGCCUGCCAACUCCAGCCGCAUCUUCUACGGGGUGAUGUUUGACGCCGGGAGCACUGGGACUCGCAUCCAUGUUUACACCUUCAUUCAGAAAGACCCAGAGGAGUUGCCUGUUUUGGACAACGAGAUGUUCCAUUCCAUAAAACCUGGUCUGUCAGCAUAUGCUGACAUGCCUGAGAUGGGAGGCCACACAGUGAGGAUGAUGCUGAAGGUGGCUAAGAAGACGGUGCCUCGCUUGGAGUGGAAGAGAACCCCGGUGGUGCUCAGGGCCACAGCAGGACUCCGGCUGCUGCCUGCAGGGAAGGCCCAGGCUCUGCUGGAACAGGUCCGAGACGUGUUUGAUGAAUCUCCUUUUCUCAUCCCAGACGACAGCGUCAGCAUAAUGAACGGCACAAAUGAAGGAAUCUUGGCCUGGGUAACACUGAACUUUUUAACUGGUCACUUGCAUGCUCAGACCAAGAAGACUGUGGGGAUUCUGGAUUUGGGAGGAGGAUCAACUCAAAUCACUUUCCUCCCCAAAUCUCAGAAAACCAUUCAAAGUGCCCCUGCUGACUACAUUGUCAGAUUUGACAUGUUUAACAGUACCUAUGAGCUGUACACCCACAGCUACCUGGGAAACGGGCUGAUGGCUGCUCGGCUGGCCACCUUGGGAGCUCUAGGGGCGGAAGGGUUGGAGUGGAGGGUCUUCAAGAGCUCCUGUCUGCCUAAGAAGUUCAGCGAUGAGUGGAGUUUCGGAGGGCUGACCUACAGCAUCAGUGGGAUCCCAGAUGGUUUUGCAGGAUACAAGCUGUGCUACCAGGAGGUUCUGAAGGUUGUGAGAGGGGUUGUGCUUCAGCCGUUCGAGCUGAAGGACAGCUCCGUCUUCUACGCCUUCUCCUACUACUUCGACAGAGCCGUCGACGCAGGCCUCAUCGACGGGUCUCAAGGAGGGAAGCUGGAGGUCAGAGACUUCAAGAAGAGAGCUAAAGAGGUGUGUAACAAGAUGUCUAAGCACCAUUCCGCCAGCCCUUUCCUGUGCAUGGAUUUGACCUACAUCACCUGCCUGCUCAAGGACGGCUUUGGCUUCAAGGAGAACACAGUUCUGCAGCUCACCAAGAAGGUGAACAAUGUGGAGACGAGCUGGGCUCUAGGAGCCACGUUCCACUACUUCCAGAACCUGAAGAUCCACUGAGGGAGCUAAACACACAGGGAACACCAGGGAUCUACCUGACGCCUACAGGGAGGUCCUCAGAUCCCCCUCACCUGGCCGGCCAAUAGGAGCUGGGAUGGAAAGGUGCAUCGUAGAAAACCCCAGGAGUGUUUUAAUUUCUUUCAGCGAUGACUUUGAUAGAUUUCAACUGUGUAUCUUUAUAUCUGAGUUUGCCUUCCUUGAUUUAAUUUU
Osmerus eperlanus (European smelt) is the source of this 1756-nucleotide messenger RNA. RefSeq names its product ectonucleoside triphosphate diphosphohydrolase 5-like. Gene Ontology annotation, molecular function: hydrolase activity. The coding region runs from base 239 to 1546 and encodes 435 amino acids. The record is from RefSeq and is a predicted model, not a curated record. NCBI's taxonomy places the organism in Eukaryota, Metazoa, Chordata, Actinopteri, Osmeriformes, Osmeridae. The transcript is spliced from 14 exons.